AUGCACGGGAUUGCACCUACGGCAAGCACAGGUGCAACGAAUGCGGCCAGUUUGGCCAUCGGGAAGGCUACUGUUCCAGCGCCAGAGCAUUUCUGCAACCAGGUCAGCAGUUCUCCGUCAAACAUCGACGCCCUCAAGCAAGUUUUUCCCUCGACAUUCUCCAACGCACCGGGGUUGUGCACGAAAGCGAAGGUCCGGUUCAGCCUGAAGGAAGGGCAGACUCCUGUGUUCCGCCCAAAACGGCCAGUCGCCUACGCAAUGUACGACACGGUGAAUCAAGAGCUGGAUCGACUGGAACAAGCAAACAUCAUCACACCAGUUGAGUACUCCGAGUGGGCUGCACCGAUAGUUGUGGUCCGGAAGGCGAGUGGUGCCAUACGAAUCUGCGGUGACUAUUCCACCGGGCUGAACGACGCUCUCCAACCGCAUCAAUAUCCGCUUCCUUUCCCACAGGACAUCUUUGCAAAGCUGGCCAAUUUCAAAAUUUUCAGCCUAAUAGACCUGUCAGACACCUACCUGCAAGAAAUGGAUAAAGCCUCAAGAGAUCUGCUAACAGUAAACACGCAUCGGGGCUUGUACCGCUACAACCGAUUGCCGCCAGGAGUGAAAGCCGAGGUGAAAGCAGCACCUGGAGCGUUUCAACAACUGGGGGACACCAUACUGAUCGGACUCAAGCAUACCUCAGGUUACAUCGAUGACGUGAUUGUAGGAGGAGUGGAUGAAGCGGAUCACCUACGAAACCUGCAAGCAGUUCUUCAGCGCAUUCAAUAA
This is a messenger RNA of Ochlerotatus camptorhynchus, 771 nucleotides long. RefSeq lists its product as uncharacterized. Bases 1 to 771 code for a protein of 256 amino acids. Lineage: Eukaryota; Metazoa; Arthropoda; Insecta; Diptera; Culicidae. The transcript has 2 exons. The record is from RefSeq and is a predicted model, not a curated record.